GGAGGAAGAGGUGCAGGACCAGGAGGAGGAGGAGCAGCACGAGGAAGAGGACCAGGAGGAGGAAGUCGCGGGGCGGUGGCGGGGAGGGGGACCCAGGGACGAAGUGAAGGGCGGCGUCUUGCAGCGAUGAUGGAGGGCACGUGUGAAGGAGGUGUGAGCGUCACGAGGGCGGGUCUCGCCGCCGUCACGCCGCAUUGCCUGAGCUCGUGGCUACGCAGCAGCAGGCGGCUCUGCGAGCUCUGCAUUGGCCAGACCCACGACAGCAAGGGUCUCGCAGAGGUUACGUUCGUCUCGUGCACCAGGAACGGCUGGGAUGAAGUCGACAAGGCCGGCUGGGAGGACGCGCCGCCGGCGAUUGGCGCGCUGGUGCGGUCCCUGCCUCCCCUGGAGAUUGGCGUGGACGAGGUGCUUCUGGUGACUAGGGCCGAACGAGGUUUAGCGCUGGGCAAGGGUGGAGAACACAUGACACCGUCACCGCCCGCGGGGGAGGGCCACGGGAACGGCGCCAUCUGCCUGUACCGCUGGCGGCCCUGGCUGGAGCACCAGCUGCACGUGGCCGCGCUCGGCUGCUCGUGGGCGAGCGACCGCCGGGUGGCCGAGCGCCGGGCGGGCGAGCGCCGCGCCGGCGAAAUGGCCGGGCUGGGCCACGGCCGCUGCGCGCUGUGCGACGUCGCUACGGCCGUCGAGGCGGAAGACGACACCAACUGCUCUGUGAGCUCCAUCGAGGACGACUUUGUGACGGCGUUCGAGGUGCUGGAGGACGAAGGUGGGAGCGGCGUGGAGAGUGACCCCAGGCAUGGCUGCGGUCACUGGCAGCAGGGCGGCGUGGAGGCCCCCGGACCCCCGGCCCGCGUCCCGGACGUCCGGCCGCGUGGCGGUCCCCCGGGUGGCCCCGGCGACGGCUCGCAGUUGGCGGUGGAGCCACGCUCCUCCCCCGAGCGCGGCACGGCGCCGCCAACGCUCCUGCUGCUGCCCCCGACCCCCGUGGCCUCGCGCCGCCGCCACCUGCUCAGCCGGGCGCCACCGCCGGCCCAACGGCUGCGCUUCUCUGCGGCGUCCCCUCUCCCGGGUCGAUGUUCCAGCGGUGCCGGCGACGUCGGCGGCGACGUCGGCGGCGACGGCCACUCGGACCAAAGCAUCCGGGGUGGAGGCGCCGCCGCGGCGUUUCCGUCGCCCGCCAAGGAGCUCGGCGACUCGUCGUGUUCCGACUCGGAAGUCGAGACGCAGAGGCCGUCGUUCCUCAAGGACGCCGCCGCCGCCGCCGCCGCGCGGGAGGAGGAGGAGGAGGAGGAGGCGGCGUCCGAGACGGAGGAGUCGAACGGCUCGAGCCCCAGCCCCGUCAUCUUCCUGGACGAGGAGGGCUACGAGCGCAGCAUGCGCGCCGAGAUCCACGUGCCCAGCAUCCCCGCGCUGCUCGGCCACGACAUCGAAGACUCCGACUCGGAGCUCGGGGAAUUCUUCGACAGCCGCGAGCGCUUCGAGACGCCGGACGGCACGGGCGGCGAAGGCGGCGCGGGGGCGAGGGGCCGGCGCCUGCCGGCUCCGGGGCGUGGCGCCCCCAACCCGCGACGUUUCGAUCGCUCCUUCCCGCCGGCCGGGCUGCGGAAGCCGCUGCCCCGGAAGCCGACCGACGCUCCGGGUUCGCCCGUCGUGGGCCUCGUCGGGGGCUCGCCCACGCCGCCCCCCGCGGGCUUCGCCGACGGCCGCGACCCGUCGCCCCGGCCGGCGCUGCCGUCGCAGCAGCAGCAGCAGCAGCAGCAGCCGGAGUGGAAGCGCGCGUCGGCGUUCACGCCUCCCAACGUACGGGCCGCCGGCCCCGGCGGCGUCUCCACCGUGGCCGACUUGGCCACGCAGAUCUCGAGCAGAAUCUUCCAGUCGCUGGCGCUGGCGGCGCCGAGCGCCGGGCCCGGCGAGGGGGCAGAGUGCGGCCGGGCGGCCGAGCCGGCGCCUCCGGCCACGGCGGAGGAGAGCGAACCGAACUCCGUGUCGGAGCUCGCAAGCCGCAUAUCCGGCAGUAUCAUGAGGUCGCUGUCGUGCGCUCGCGGGGAGAAACGCGGCGGCGGCGGCGCCCCCCCCGUCCAGCGGAGAGGGAGCGAUGCCGGAGGUUCUCCGCACGGCGGCGGGGCUCGGAACGCCACGACGGGCCCCUAUCGGCGCACCCGGCGAGAGUUGGCGACGCUGGGCGAGUUCGCCGGGAAUCUGUCGUCCGCCGUGCUGGGCUCCGCCCUGUCCGGCCUCGCUCGCAAGCAGCGGGAGGGCGGUGGCCGGCGGGGGCCGCGCAGCCGGCGGGUUCGCUCGCGCGUCAAGGCUCCCGCCUCCUCCCCGGGGCGGUGCUGCUGGACGGCGCCCGGAGACCUGGCGCGCGUGAGCGCCAUGGCCGACGGCCUGGUCGGGGCCUGCUUUUACGACGCCAUCCGGGAGGUGGCGUACGGGAGGAGGCGGGGCACGGCGCCCGCCCCGCGCCGGGCCGCCGGUCUCGCCGCUGGGGACGAGAGGCUGGCGUCGCUGGUGGACGGCGUGGUGAGGGGCGCCGUGCUGAGCGCUAUGCAGGCCCUGCCGGACGCCUGGCACGGCCUCUACCUGGGCGCCGUGGUGCAGUUCUCGGGGGAGAUGGCCGAGCAGGCCGUGUUCGAGGCCACCAUGGAGGCGAGCCACUUGCCGCGCGAGGGCCGCGCGUGGAACGCCGGCGGCGCCGUCGUGGACGUGUACUCGUCCGACCUGGCCGAGUCCGUGCUGCAGGAGGCCUUCAUCGGCCUCUCCUGCUCCGCGAGCACCUUCCCCUCUCAGGCGGCCAUCAGCAUUUCCCGCAACGGCCAAGUGCCGGGCGCCAGUGGCCUUCCGCCGCCUCCGGCGGACGUCGCCGGGCCGUGCCUCGUGGAGGCCGUCGGCAGGGAGGUGAGGCGCGGCGACUUCGCGGCGGCACCGGCUCCGGUCUCGGAGAAGGAGUCCGGCUCGGAGUCCGGCGACGGCACCAGCUUCUUGUCGUCGCCGCUGCCGUCCGUGGCGGGCCCCGGCCCCGAGCCGGUCCUGGGCCGGUACGCGGGCUCCGUCUCGUCGGCGCUGUUGCGGGAAGCUCUGAGCGCCGCGUCCGUGGAGGAGUUGGCACGGAGGCCGAGCGGCGCCGGCGGAGAGGCCGAGCCGGCCGAGCCGGCCGAGCCGGCCGAGCCGGCCGAGCCGGCCGAGCGUCUCUCCCUCUCCAUGCCGCGCUUCCCUGCGGAGGAGGCCAAGGGGCGGCACGAGGGCUCUGAGACGCCGUCCGCCCUGCCGCCGGCGCCGGCGGGGGAGGGCGGCGACGGCGGCGCCGCGGGGACGCGGUCGCCCGCCACUCCGCCCCCGAGCCCCGUGCAGACUCCGGAGCCGUCGGUCGAUCGCGGUGGCCUGCGCCACCCGGGGCUCUGCCCUCCGCCGCGUCCGUCCGGCCCGACGGGGGAAACGACGGGCGGCGGCGGCGGCGACAGGAAGGUGAUGCGGAGGCUGAGCAAGGAUCUGAAGCGGGAGCUGUCCAAGUGCUUCCAGCCCACGGUGCCGCCCUCCACGCCACGCGCCAUGACGGCCGCCGAGCUGUCGGGCGUGGGCCGCGACGCCGAGGAGAAGGCCGAGUUCGUGCUGCGCGUCGCGCGCUCCCUGUCGGAGGCCGGGGCCAGCAGCGAGGACGAGGCCGAGGGGGGCGGCGCGCCCGCUCACCGCGACGUGCAGGCGUACUCGAGCCGGCUCGCCGGGGACAUCGUCUCGCUGGCGACGGAGCUCGCGUCCAUCUACAUCGACGACACGAAGCCCAGGGACGUGUAUUUCCGCAGGGAGCGGCAGCGGAAGAAGAAAGCGGCGCCGGGCGGCGCGGACGUCCUGUCCCUGGUGAAGGCCCGACUGGAGAGGUCCGCCGAGGUCAUGACGCGCAACAUCCUGCGGUCGUCGCUGGCGGCCGCCAACCGCGGGAGCGCGUGGGCGGCCGCGCCGCCGCCGCCGCCGCCGAUCGCCGAGCGCCCGGACAGGCUGGAAGACGCGACGGAGUCCCGGCUCCACGACUGGGCCCUCCGCCUCGCCCUGCCCGGAGGCCGCGCCGCCUGCGGCCUCGCCAGCUGGCCCCACUGCCGCUACCGCGAGAAAGCCGGCAGGGUCGAGAGCCUCACGGUUCACCUCCGGGCCUUCGCCGACGUCUGCGCCGAGGACGUCGUCGCUUCGUCGGUGGCGGCCGCCGCCGAGGGCCGGCGCCGCGGCGGCGGCCUCUGCGGCUGCCGCCGCGCCGCUUGCUGCUCCCGCUGCUGCGGCGCGGGGAAGCGGUCGAGGAGCGACAGCGUCACGGAGGAAUUCUACCUCUUCGUGACGCGAGGGGCGGAGGGCGCCCCGAGGAGGGCCGGGGGAGGCGGCUGCCCCCCGCACCGCCCGUGCGCCGGCGGGGCCGGCGGGGCCGCGCCGGCGCUGGGCCGCUUCGCCGAGCGCGUGGCGAGCGACGUGCUGGCGUCGCUGCGCGCCACGGGGCUUGCCGGGAGGCCGGGCGCGUCGUCCCGCGUGCCGGCGCCGUCCCCCCGCGUGGAGCUGUACGCCGCGAGGCUCGUCAACGUGGCGCUGUGGCAGGGCAAGUGGGAGGUGAUCCGCCGGCGCGGCCCGCCGCCGCUGCCUUCGCCUCAGAUGAGGUCCACGCCCCGGGCGGGCGCGCGGCCGAGCGCGACGGCCGCGCGCGGCUGGGGACCGCCGCUCAUCCGCGUGGAGGCCGAGGCCGGGUCGGCGGGGGGGCCGGAGGCGACGGGGAGGGGCGAGGGGGAGGACGGGGGAAAGACGGCGGCGGGGUCGGGGGCCGCCGCGGGCGACCUGGGCGAGACGUCGGACAGCGGCAUCGUCGGAAGCUUCGCGGGCAGCAGUGCGCCGCAGCUGGCCCGCAACGCACGCUCCGGAGAGAGGAUCUCCACGGACGCGCCGGGCGCGGGAGGAGGAGGAGGAGGGGGCAGCAGCGAGGGCAGCUCGGGCAGCUUGGGCAGCUGGGCCCAGCUGAGCAGCGAGGGGGUGGGCGACGAAAGCAGCAGUUUCCUGCAGCUCAGCGACAGCAACGGGGCUGGCAGCAGCUGGAGCAGCCUGGCCACGGUGGACGUCGAGGGCUCCGAUGAGAGCUUUUCCUUCCCCACCCUCUCCACCAGCGACCCGCAGGGGGCCGCGGAGAACAGUCGGCCCACGGGAGCCUCCGGGACAGCCGUGUGGAAGCAGGAUCUGCUGGUGCACACCGUGUGGCCACGCUGCUCGGGCCUCCGGGCCGAGGAGGCCGUGCUGGUGCUCUGGGCCGUCGCGUCGGCCCGCGGCGUCGCCCGCUUGCGCGUCACCGAGUCCCAGCUGCCAGACCCGCAGCAGCUGCAGGCCCUGGUGCGAGCCGCUCGGCGCCGCCUCUGGACCGUGGGGGACCUGGUCCGCUCCCUGAGCCGGCAGCGCGAGACGGCCGACGAGGAAGAGGAGGAGGAGGGGGUGGUGGUGGUGGAGCCCACCGGCGACCCGGAGCACCACGCCUCCCUCUUCCAGCGGGUGCUGGGCCUCACCUAGCGGCCGCAGGGGUUGGGCGGGGGGUCGUCGUCCGUCCCUCCCCCUCCCAUGCCCCCCCCCCCUCGCGCACCUUGCUCUGGCUGGGUCCCCACCGGGUCUGC
This is a messenger RNA of Petromyzon marinus (sea lamprey), 5624 nucleotides long. RefSeq lists its product as uncharacterized. The record is from RefSeq and is a predicted model, not a curated record. Gene Ontology annotation, cellular component: cytoplasm. NCBI's taxonomy places the organism in Eukaryota, Metazoa, Chordata, Hyperoartia, Petromyzontiformes, Petromyzontidae. Gene Ontology annotation, biological process: intracellular protein localization. Gene Ontology annotation, molecular function: protein kinase A binding.